GCUGGGUAAUUUGAUUUCACUUACUUUACUGUACGAUACGAUGACUAUUUAAUCUCAUAUAUAUGGCUUUAUAGUGGUGAUCGGCAAAUAUGUAUUUAAGAUUGCUAAUUUCGUUCUUACUGUUGGUCAAUGUGGCUGCGCAAGCAGUGACCCUUUAUGCAGACACGACAGACCUGUCAGCUGGUCACCCACCACAUCUCACCUGUCAACAUUACUACGACCCACUCGUCUCGUGGUGGCUAAAUGGAAAAAUAGCUCUGAGCUCGCGAGUAAACGGAGAAGACUGCAUGAAUAGCCCAACGAAUCCAGAUUAUCUGGCCGACUGUAUCUGUACAAAGUCAGUGCACUCAUGCACACUUAAGUACUUGUCCUCGUCUAACGUUGGUGACCAAUGGGCAUGCUCUAUUAGCGAUUGGAAUGGUACUGUUAUAAAAAGUAACAUUCUGAUAUUAACAUUGCCAGCUGCCAAAUCGGUGACCCUUUAUGCAGACACGACAGACUUGUCAGCUGGUCACUCACCACAUCUGACUUGCCACCAUGACAAUUACCCAAUUGUCUUGUGGUGGCAUAAUGGAGAAAUAGCUCUGAGCGCGCAAGCAAACGGAGGAGACUGCCUGAAUAUCUCAACGAAUCCAGCUUAUCUGACCGACUGUACGUGUACAUACACAGUGCACACAUGUACACUUAGGAACUUGAACAGGUCUAACGUUGGUGACCAAUGGGCGUGCUCUAUUAGAGCUUCGGAUGGUACUGUAAUAAAAAGCAACAUUCUGACAUUAGAAUUGCCAGAAUUGCCAAGAGGAAAUAGUGCCCAAAUAGCAGUGAUUGCUGGCUCGGUUGGUGGCGCUGUUGGUGUACUUAUAAUCAGCGUUGUUAUGGUCACCAUAUGGAAGCGUAGAGAAAACGAUAAUCGCAGUGAUAACCUGGACCUGGUUCCUGAUUCGUCGACGACCCAAGUUAAAAGCAUAAAUAAUGCAUAUCAUGAAAUUGAAGAUUAGUCGAUAGUAACUAUUUUACGUUAAAGCCCCAUUUAUACUAAAAUCAACGGAAAUUUCGUAACGUAUUUCGUAAAAUAAAGUUACACAAUAAAAACUCUACGUUCGUUAUAGCAAAAUCCAAAAUGUCAAAGCCAGAUGUGUUUUGGUAACAUAGAUGAUUGUAGAUACAAAAUGCAUGUUUUUAAUUGUUCGUUUCACAAUAACUUCCAUUUAAAUUUCUCGCACUGAUAUCUAUUCGUACGACACAUGAAAACUAAAUGAUAGGAUUUAAGUGUUCUUGUGUCGUAUGAAUAGAUAUAUUUGCGGGAAACUAGAAUGAAAUUAAUUGUGUCAUAAAAAAUAAAAACGUGCUUUUCAUAUCUAUAAACAUCUUGUUACCAGACCACAUCUGGCGUUGAAAUUUCGGCAAUUGCUAUAUUGAACACUGAUUUUUAAUUUAUUAACUUUAUUUUAAAAAAUAUUAUACGCAAUAUUCGUUGAUUUUGAGUAGUAAAGAGGCUUUAAGCGUGUUAUACAAAUGAAGCAAAUACGUGAACAGCAAAUCACUUGUGAAAAAAGAUGACUUUAAGUUAAAUCUAUUAAAUACAUUUCCGUCGCCAUAACCUCCCAUGUCAGUGUGCCGCUACAAUGGUUUAUGCCAAAUCAAAACGUGUAUUAGGAGGUAUACGUUUUUGUGUAGUUAUUAUGUGUGUAAUGUACCUCAUGAAUUAAUGUUCUUAAUUAAUGUGAUGCUCCAUUAACUUUAGGCUUACACAAUACAACCCCCCCCCCCAAAAAAAAACAAUAUGUAUCAUUUCUCGAUAUCAAACUGCUCAUCGUAUUAAAUAAAUGCCUUACAACGUUCGAUAACAACUGAUCACGCCUUACUAUGACUGGACUAAUGACAGACCACGCCCCCAUUAGUAAUUGGUGAUAUAGUUGUUGUGAUUUAUUUUCAAACAAGGCUUUGUUUCAAAUGUUACGGACAUAACAUUCUCAAUGUAUUGCUUCUCGAUAUCAAACUGCUCGUCGUUAUAAAUAAAUGCCUUACCUCGUCCGAUAACAACUGAUCACGCCUUACUAUGACUGACCUAAUGACAGACCACGCCUCCAUUAGUAAUUAGAUAUAGUUGUUGUGAUUUAUUUUCAAACAAGGCUAUGUUUCAAAUGUCACGGACAUAACAUUUUCAAUGUAUCGCUUCUUGAUAUAAAACUGCUAGUCGACUGAUCACGCCUUAUUAUGACUGACCUAAUGACAGACCAAGCCUCCAUUAGUUAUUUGUUAUCUAGAUGUUGUGAUUUAUUUUCAAACAGGGCUAUGUUUCAAAGGUUACGGACAUAACAUGCUCAAUGUAUUGCUUCUCGAUAUCAAACUGCUCGUCGUUAUAAAUACCUGCCUUACAACGUCCGAAAACAACUGAUGACGCCUUAUUAUGACUGACCUAAUGACAGACCACGCCCCCAUUAGUAAUUGGUGAUUUAUUUGUUGUGAUUUAUUGUCAAACAAGGCUAUGUUUCAAAUGUUACCGACACAACAUUCUCAAUGUAUCGCUUUUCGAUAUCAAACUGCUCGUCGUUAUAAAUAAAUCCCUUAACACGUCCGAUAACAACUGAUCACGCCUUAUUAUUACUGACCUAAUGACAGACCACGCCUCCAUUAGUAAUUGGUGAUUUAGUUGUUGUGAUUCAUUUUCAAACAAGGCUAUGUUUCAAAUGUUACGGACAUUACAUACUAAAUGUAUCGUUUCUCGAUAUCAAACUGCUCGUCGUUAUAAAUAAAUACCUUACCACGUCCGAUAACAACUGA
Molecule: messenger RNA, 2784 nt
Organism: Dreissena polymorpha
Lineage: Eukaryota; Metazoa; Mollusca; Bivalvia; Myida; Dreissenidae
Exons: 5
Coding region: 90-998 (302 amino acids)
Source: RefSeq, a predicted model, not a curated record